Messenger RNA from Penicillium lagena, 1158 nucleotides. Its product is annotated as elongator complex protein 4. The coding region runs from base 1 to 1158 and encodes 385 amino acids. The record is from RefSeq and is a predicted model, not a curated record. Gene Ontology annotation, biological process: tRNA wobble uridine modification. NCBI's taxonomy places the organism in Eukaryota, Fungi, Ascomycota, Eurotiomycetes, Eurotiales, Aspergillaceae. Gene Ontology annotation, cellular component: cytoplasm; elongator holoenzyme complex; transcription elongation factor complex. The transcript is spliced from 2 exons.
AUGUCCUUCCGCAAGCGCAAUAUCGGUCUAUCGCCUGGCGUCGAUCGUGCUGCUAUUCCUACUGCCUCCGAAAAACCUGUGCCCGAGUCGCCUGGCAUUCGGCCCUCCCCCGAUGAUGGACGGCCGACGACUUCAACGGGGACCCCCUCGCUAGACGGUCUCCUCGCAGGUCAUGCGGGCCUGCCAAUGGGUAAGACCUUACUGGUAGAGGAGAAUGGGACUACGGAUUUUGCAGGGGCAUUGCUGCGUUACUAUGCGGCGGAGGGCGUGGUACAAGAGCACAAGGUCCAUGUGAUUGGAGCGCCGGAGCAAUGGGGUCGCAGUCUCCCUGGCCUAAUUGGGACUGCAGAGUCGGUGGAAGGGAAACGAUCCGACAAGCGCAAAGACGAGCGCAUGAAGAUUGCCUGGCGGUAUGAGCGCCUGGGCGAGUUUGGGGCUGGUGUUGCCGGUUCCCGGAAUGUUCCGGCUGCUGGAACCCAAGACCCGGCUGCACCGCAGACACCUGCCUUCUGCCAUGCCUUCGAUCUCACCAAGCGCCUCGCCCAUCCGUCCAUCACCAACAUGUCUUUCAUCCCACUCGUGCCCUCCAAAGAAUCACCGUUCAUUUCUGUCCUCAACCGGCUACAGACUGAAAUCGCAUCCAGCGCUCCGCAUACCAUCCACCGCAUCGUGAUCCCCUCCCUACUCAAUCCCACCAUGUAUCCGCCGGACACUUGCCAACCCGAGCAUCUUCUCCAAUUCCUCCACUCUUUGAAAGCGCUGAUCAGCGCAUACACCACCCGCGUCACCACAAUGAUCACACUGCCACUAGCCCUCUUUCCUCGUUCAUCAGGUCUGGUUCGGUGGAUGGAGCUCCUCAGCGACGGCGUCAUCGAGCUCUGUCCCUUUCCACACUCUGCAGACGCGCUCACGACAUCCGGCGCAGCAACCUCGCAGGAGGAUCCCCCACAGGGGAUGCUGAAAGUACAUCGACUACCGGUAUUACAUGAGCGCGGUGGCGGAAGCGAUCAGAAUCUCGGACAAGACUGGGCGUUUACUCUCAGUCGACGGCGAUUUGAAAUCAAGCCUUUCAGUCUUCCCCCGGCGGAGGGGGACAAGGAGGCGCAGGAUGCAUCGGCACCUAGUGGAAUGCCUAAAAAGUCCGAUCUCGAGUUCUGA